Messenger RNA from Notothenia coriiceps (black rockcod), 2540 nucleotides. Its product is annotated as phosphatidylinositol 3,4,5-trisphosphate-dependent Rac exchanger 1 protein-like. NCBI's taxonomy places the organism in Eukaryota, Metazoa, Chordata, Actinopteri, Perciformes, Nototheniidae. The transcript is spliced from 4 exons. Gene Ontology annotation, molecular function: phosphatidylinositol-3,4-bisphosphate 4-phosphatase activity. The coding region runs from base 243 to 590 and encodes 115 amino acids. The record is from RefSeq and is a predicted model, not a curated record. Gene Ontology annotation, cellular component: cytoplasm.
AGAACAUUUUCAGAACUACAGUACGUAGGAAAUCAACCAUUUCUAUGUAGUUUUAACUGAAUAUACCAAUAAACUGAAUGACACCCAAUAAUACUCUAAAUGACUUGGUGAGAUGGCCACUUUUGCCACAUUGUCCUGUAUCUUUUUCCAGCUGUCCAUUUAACCGCUGACCCUCUCUGACCUUGGUUUCCUCCUCACAGCUGCUGCGACCCCUCAACACGCUAGACGACCUGUGCCGACUCAUGCAGUCGUACGUCAACGUACGGCACAGCGCCCAGGGCCACCCGUCAGGUGUCAGCGUGCUGUGCGUGUCCUCGGAGCUGUGUAACCGCCUGGGAGCCUGCCACAUCACCAUGUGUGGCACCGGCAUGCAGAGAUGUACCUUGAAUGUGACACUGGAGCAGGCAAUGAUACUAUCGAGGAACCACGGUCUCAUGCCGCGCUGCAUCAUGCAGACCAUGGACAUAAUGCGCAAACAGGGGCCAAGAGUUGAGCUCUCUGCUAAAAAUCUCAAAGUUAUGGACCAGAUGACUCCAGCAUUCCCAAGGCUCUUCAAGCUGUGUUUGCCACCUUCAGAUGGAGACCUCUAAAGAAAACCGUCACUUCAGCAAGCUUGUCAGAGAAAGGGUGAAUGUGAAGGAUAUGACGAGAGAUGACAUUAACAAAAGAGUGCGAGUCUCACCGGUUUCUGUCCAGGAGAUCCUCCCCCACUGCUCCAUUUUCAGGGAUCAUUCCAUCACGGAUACCACUAGUCUUCUGUGCAGAGUACAGACAAAACAUAACUGUACAAAUGACUAAUGACAGCUACCAGAGAGCAUCUACAGUGAUAAAGACACAGCCUGAAACUCAAGACUAGUCAUAUACUGCUGUUGGAAGCCAACCAGAUAGAAGUGUUAUUGCUUUGCCUGUCUCUCUACACACAUCUGGUGCAAACAUAUUCACAAGUUAAGAGGAGAGGCCAACUUCAGGCAUCACCCAAUGAUUAAGCUCCUUAUCAAACUCAUAUUAUUAACUGGAUUAACCAAACUACCUUUAGUUGACUGUCGUCUUAUGCCUUGGACUGCAACUCCUGUCUCUUUCUCUGUUUGGCUGGUGUUCCCCAGGGCGUAAUGCUGGGACCCCGAGAGAAGUGGAGUACCCUGGUAUUUGACAUAUGUUGGCUGACUGAAUAGCUGUUGAAAGUCAAAGAAUAGACAGAGAGAUGAAAGUAGGGUUUGAUGGAAAGAUGAAAAGACGGAUGAUAGAGGGGGAGGGCUGCUCUUUCUUCAGCCCUUUGCAUGUGGUUACUGUGCAAUUACUGUAGGUUUUAGUGUGGGUACUGUAUUACGGCACUAUAUGAAGGAUAGUUAUUUAUUGUGUCCGGAAGGAGUAUUUUUACCCCUCACUUAUACUAUAUCAGGUAUUAAAGAAUCUAAAAGCAUUCCAUCCUACGUAUUGAACAGUAUUUAAAGGACCAAUGGCAUGCCUUUUUUUAUUUUUUAUUUUUAAGACAUAACUGCUUGUGUGUGUGUUUUUUUAAAUAUAUUGACACGUCAUAUAACGUCAGGAAGUGUUACAUUCAGGGAGAGCAAAAGGAGGGAAGAGGAGCAGAAGCUAGCUAAUCCGAAUAAGGACAAAGGAAGCUAAAUCAAACCAUACAAGGCUGCUUUUCAUAAGCACACACGAUCCAACAGGUUAUUAAAUUAUUAAUAUAUUAAUUCAAAAUGUGUUAGUUGAAGGAUUGCCUUCUGUCAACUAAGACAUUAUUUUGAUUUUUUUUUUUUAUUGGUUUUUACAUUGUCUGGGAACUGUUGUAUUUACUGUAGGUAUUCAAAAAGCACAAUGAUUGGUCCAUUCAAGUGUUAGCAAAAAGUACUGUAAGCAGUUUGUGGGUGACGUCAACAAAGGGAUGGUUUCAGAGCUGAAACACAGUAACAUUAUUUUACAAAAUAUUUUAAGUUGUACAUACAAACUGUAGCAAAGUCAGAUAAUAAUAUAAAGGAUAUGUCUGAUUAAUGCUAUAAGUGAAAUGUGAUUAUUAUUUUUAUGGAGUAAUACAUUAAUUGUGAUCAUGACUGUGCAUUUUGAAGAGUUUCUCUUUGCUGAGCGUAACCUCACUGACAACUCUUUGACUGUUAAAAAGGUUGGACAUGACUCUGUCUGGACAUGCUGCACUCAUUAGGCAGAUCACUUAGUCCUUUUUAUUUAUUGAAAAGCAAUCGGAGCAUGUGAGAAUAGUCUCCCCACAUCCCUCGGCAGUAGCAUGGCCACUGUCCAUUUCAACCCUCUGUUGGCAUGUAAGACUCAGCGGAUAUUUCUCCUUCCCCCUCAUCAAAUGUGCUCUUAGUCCGAGCAGUGUAUAUUGUAUAAAAAUCCCAGAAUGCAGCAUUUAUUACCAUAAUCUAGUUUGACGUGUUUUACCAGUUUAAAUUAGCUAAUGACUGCAGCAUGUUGGUGUAGCUGGACAAACAAUCAUGUCACUGAUUACACUUUUAUUUACAUUAUUCUAAUGUUUUUGUAUAUACUUUAUUUGCAAUUUUUAUGUUGCUUGAAAAUAACUG